Molecule: messenger RNA, 1253 nt
Organism: Trichogramma pretiosum
Lineage: Eukaryota; Metazoa; Arthropoda; Insecta; Hymenoptera; Trichogrammatidae
Gene: MED30
Product: mediator of RNA polymerase II transcription subunit 30
Exons: 5
Coding region: 227-1060 (277 amino acids)
Biological process (GO): positive regulation of DNA-templated transcription
Cellular component (GO): mediator complex
Molecular function (GO): transcription coregulator activity
Source: RefSeq, a predicted model, not a curated record
UGACCAUAACGCCUAGCAGUUGACAUCAAUUUUGCUUAGGUAGAAGAACAUAUAAGGCCAAUAUCAGUCAAAAGUCAUUGUUUAUUUCGAAAAUGAUAGUGCGACUCAACUGUGUAUUCGUGAAAUGUUGAUUGAGAUAUCUAGAGCUUGAAAAUAACCGUGUGAGCUCGCAAGAUUCGUGGUUUACAUUCGAAUAGUUCCUAUAAGUUUGAUCUCAAAGUGAAAAAUGGCUGGACAACAGCAUCCUUUCCCAACGGGAUUUCCAAACGUUCAACAACAGAUGCGAAAUCAGUUUGGUGGAGGUCAGAUGGUUUCUGGCCUUAUGGGUCCACAACAAGGAAUGCUAGGUCAACAACAACUGGGCGGAGGAGUUGGACCUGGCAUGAAUCCAAAGGCUCUGGGGAUGCCGACUAACCAACAAGUGAUGUCGCAGCAGCAACCGAUGCCACAACAACUACAGAUGCAGCAGCAGCAACAAAUGCAAAUGCAACAAGCGAACCCGCUUGUUCUCCAAGAUACUCAAGCUAGUACAACGCCAACUGCGCCUCAAAUGAUGGCCCCACAAGUGCAACAACCUCAGAAGAAAGAGGCUAGAGAAUUUAAUCCAAUUUUUCUUUGUAAAAUAGGACAAGAAUCUGUUCAAGAGCUUGUCAGCAGAAUGCUGGAAGUAUUCCAACUGCUCAAGGUGGUUGCUCCACCCAAUGGAACACCACAAGGAAUGAAUUUGUCAAAUGACAGAAAAAUGAAAAUAAACGAGCAUUUGAAAUAUGUAGGAAUAUUAUUUAAACGUUUAAGAAUGAUAUAUGAUAAAUGUAAUGACGCUAGUCAACUACAAGGUAUGGAGUAUACUCACAUUGAGAGUUUGAUUCCUAUUAAAGAGGAGUGGGAUCAAAAAUAUGAUGAAAAGAAAGCAUCAGAAGCUUACCGGCAAGCUUGUGAAGAACAAAAAGAAGUACAAGAAAUACUAGUACAACGAAAUAGACACUUGAAAGAAAUUAUAGAUAAAGUAAGAAUGAUCAUUUCAGAAAUUAACACUAUGAUGAGUAUGCGUCGUUCAUGAUUUUCGUCUAUAAUGUAAAUACGUUCUUUUUAUUUGUUUAUUUGUUCUAGUAUAUUACUUGUAAUUUUUAUAAACAUAUUGAAACUAUUAUUGAGAAUUAUUCAUUUUUAUCUUGAAGUUUUUAUAGUAAAAACUGGACUUGAAAUAUUGUAAGAUUUGCAGUCAUUAUUAGAAAUAAAUUGAUUUUAUAUAA